Molecule: messenger RNA, 1977 nt
Organism: Scomber scombrus (Atlantic mackerel)
Lineage: Eukaryota; Metazoa; Chordata; Actinopteri; Scombriformes; Scombridae
Gene: stx7l
Product: syntaxin 7-like
Exons: 10
Coding region: 58-831 (257 amino acids)
Biological process (GO): vesicle-mediated transport; intracellular protein transport; vesicle fusion
Cellular component (GO): membrane; SNARE complex; endomembrane system
Molecular function (GO): SNARE binding; SNAP receptor activity
Source: RefSeq, a predicted model, not a curated record
GUGUCAAAAAGUCAGGAAACAAAUCGCCGCUGCGAGUCUCAAGAAAAGAUCUCCAUCAUGGCCUACCAGGCUGGGAUUCCAGAGGAGCCCAGCGUUCUGGUUAACAACAUCAGCUCCAACAUCCAUAGGCUGACACUGCUGACCAAUGAGCUGCAGAGGGCUGUGUCUCAACUGGGAACGGAGCAGGACACCAGCCAGCUACGACACUCGUUGCAACAGAAACAGCAGCAAGGCAACCAGCUGGCGAAAGAGACUGACCGACUGAUCAAGGCAUUUAGUGCGCUUCCUGUUAGCAUAGAUCAGCGACAGAGAAAGAUACAAAAGGAGCGCCUGUUAAACGACUUCUCCGCCACCCUGAACAGCUUCCAGACGAUCCAACGCCAGGCAGCUAACAAAGAGAGAGAGUUUGUGGCCCGAGUCAGAGCCAGCUCCAGGGUGUCGGGAGGCCAGCCUGAUGAUAGUUUUGGAAAUACUUCCCCUUCACCAAGUGACUCUCAGCUGCAGGUUCAGGCUGAGGCCAUCACUGAGGAAGACCUGAGGCUGAUCCAGGAGAGAGAGUCGUCCAUCAGGCAGUUGGAGUCUGACAUCACAGAUAUCAAUGACAUCUUCAAGGACCUGGGGAUGAUGGUCCAUGAACAGGGAGACAUGAUAGACAGUAUAGAGGCCAAUGUGGAGAGUGCAGAUAUGAAUGUCCAGAGGGGCACACAGCAGCUGGCUCGUGCUGCAGAUUACCAGCGGAGUUCCCGGAAGAAGAUAUGCAUCCUGGUGAUAGUGUUGGCUGUAGUUGCUGUUGUGGUAGGACUCAUCAUCUGGGGCGCUGUCAAAAAGUGAAGACUAUACCUCUCCUCCCCCUGUCCUGUUGAGUCAUCAGCCUGGACGACAGAUGGAAACAACAUCCUUCCUCGCCUACGCCUCAUUGGAACUGUCUGUCUUUUAUUUGAUUAUAUUUUUAAAAUAUUGUCGUCCAUCCUCAUCGACAGGACUGCACUCUUCACUGUGAAACAAAACUAGCUUCGGUGGCUUGAUUUUGAUAAUGAGUUUUGAUUGAAUGAUUUGUCUGAUUUAGGCAUGAUUUACGUAGAUAGGAAAGGUUUUAGUCGGAGGGAAGAGUAAUCACAGGUGGAGCAUUGUUCAUUGGCAGCCAUUGGUGAGUUAGCGUAAUGCAGUACUCUACAUGAUGAUACCCCCCUUUUUUAAAUUACUUAUCUGAUGUACUUUAAGUUAUAAUUAAUUAAAAUGAUUAGUUAAUUUCUAUUCAAAUUUAUAAUGUUGUAUAACAAUCAUAAAUCAAGACAUGUUCAUGUGAUUACGAGAGUAUAUUACACUAUAAGCCAAUCAUUCCAGGUAAUUAUGAGAAGAUUUUUUGUUAAAUAGCUAGUGAGCUAGUGACUGCACAAAUCGUUAACUACAUAGCCCUGAAGACUGGAUGUCAGAAUUUUUCAUCUAUAUUAACAGUUUUUAUUAAAUUAAAUAUCACAUUAGAGAUGACUACGCACAAAUAAAGUAAGUAUAACAUGUAAAUAUGACAGGCCAGGUGAAGAUGUAGUUUUAUUUUAUGGUUUGGUUUAACCUGCUUUGCUGGGCUGGUGCACUGGUGUAUCCAUUUUCUGGCUGAUUAGACCUCGUUAAAGGUUGAUGGUGGCGGGAGCUACAUCAGUCAAUCAUGGUCCUGAGAAGAGAUCUAAUUAGCCAAUGCAAGUGAAAACAUCGCGUGGGUGUACUAUUGGUGUGUAUUUCAUUCAUGGAGAGUUGCACAGUCAGUUUCCACACUUUUCUGUGGCUGACCAACUACUUUUUUUAAUAUUCCUGAUAUGAAGAAACCAAAACUUUGAAUCAUCCAAAGUACAGUAAGUUCAAGCAAACACUAAAUUGUUUGCCUCUACUUUUCUAUCCAAAUGUAAAACUAUGAUCAUAUGUAUAUUUUUAAUAAAAAAGUUUUAGCUGCCUGUCAUGUGAUGAAUAAAUUACCUGAAUAUA